Molecule: messenger RNA, 1516 nt
Organism: Schistocerca piceifrons (Central American locust)
Lineage: Eukaryota; Metazoa; Arthropoda; Insecta; Orthoptera; Acrididae
Product: tRNA wybutosine-synthesizing protein 3 homolog
Exons: 5
Coding region: 104-730 (208 amino acids)
Biological process (GO): tRNA methylation
Cellular component (GO): cytoplasm
Molecular function (GO): tRNA methyltransferase activity
Source: RefSeq, a predicted model, not a curated record
AAAGAGCGUGUGUUUGCCUGAAGCUUGUUUGUUGUGUGUUUAUUGUGUAGCAGUGGUGUAUGAGGUAGUGAUUGUGAGGAUUGUAGUAAUACAAAGUGGGAUAAUGCAAUGGUCCGAGAAAGAAUUUCAGGACAAAAAGAAACGGAUACUCAACAGUACCGAUUUAAGUCGCAAAGGUAGUGUGGACAGUGACAUUGUUGAACUUGUUGAUUUUAUCAACUCUCACAACCAAUAUGUUACAACAAGUUCGUGUUCAGGCCGCUUGAUCCUGUUUUGUGAGGUGCCGUCAAUGGGAAACAGUAAAGAAGGAUGCAAGUGGUUGUACACAACACAUGAUGACAUCGAUAUGGAAGAUAUGAUGAGUAAGCUUGACCCAACUGUGGGAGAUCUCGUGCUGAAAUUUGAACCUAUGAUUCUUCACGUACAAUGUCAUACAGUAGAAGACGCAAAACAUUUGCAUACUUGUGCCCUGGAAUCAGGCUUCCGCAACACUGGAGUCACAGUUGGUCACAGAGGAAAAGUCAUGCUGGCAAUACGUAGCUGCUUAAACUUAGAAGUUCCACUUUCUCAUGCUGGGAAGCUAUUAGUCUCUGAAGAGUAUCUAAAAUUCCUUACUAGUAAAGCCAGUGAGAAGAUGAAGGAAAAUAAACGAAGAACCAUGAAUUUUUUCUCAAAAAUUAAAAGCAUUAAAGAGAAAGAAAUUGUGAGAACAGAAGUACUGAAUUUCUAACGACAAUUUGCUUCUCUGAAACCCAGCUGGUUACUUCAGCUGCAGACCUUGCCUUGGAAACAGAUUUUUUUUGAAGACGUAGCGACUGGAAUUCCAUCUACUCAGCCACAAUAAGACAACUGAGCUCCAAUAAAUAAGCAGUGGCAUUGAUGCACAAGUAACUGAAGUAAUGUCAAGUCAGAAGAUUUGAUUGAGACUGUGAUCUAUGCAUAAUGUAUCUGUUUUAUAAUGAGUUAAAAAUGUUACUCCAGGAAUUCUUACAAUGUGUUUUGAGAGAACUAAUCAUUCCAUCUUAUUUUCUGCUAAAUCGUAUAUAUUACUGCCUACUUUCCCUUCAGGGGAAUCAUAUAAAUUUUAAAAAAAAUGGCUGGUAACGAUAAUAGAACUAGAUUGAUUUGUGAUUCUACACAUUAGCAGAAAUGUUACUUUAUUCUGUAUGCAGAAUCUUUAUAUUAUAGUUUUCUGAUUAUCAAAGUAAUAGCCCAGGGAAAUACAUGGAUGAAACUAUUGUCUUGACAGGUAAGGAGGGAAAUGCUGUAAUAUCAAGUUAUCAAGAAAACGUCUCUAUGACAUUACAAGGGCAAGUUUUCACAACAAGGAUUACAUUUUUAGGAUUGAAAUAAUGCAGCACAGCUCAUUUAUGGCCUCAGAUAACGAAGGAAACCCCAUUAAGAAGAAACUGUCCCAUUACUGUAGUGAUGGUUGUCAGAGUAAUUAAAAUAUCUGCCUAUAGUUUCUUAUAUUUAAAAUGUGUAUUUUGUGUAAUAAAACACCAGUUUUUGUUCA